GGGGAUUGGAACACCUGAAUCACAUGAUAUGGAGGGGAUUGGAACACCUGAAUCACAUGAUAUGGAGGGGAUUGGAGCACCUGAAUCACAUGAUAUGGAGGGGAUUGGAGCACCUGAAUCACAUGAUAUGGAGGGGAUUGGAACACCUGAAUCACAUGAUAUGGAGGGGAUUGGAGCACCUGAAUCACAUGAUUGGGAGGGGAUUGGAACACCAGAAUCACAUGAUUGGGAGGGGAUUGGAACACCUGAAUUACAUGAUAUGGAGGGGAUUGGAACACCUGAAUCACAUGAUAUGGAGGGGAUUGGAGCACCUGAAUCACAUGAUUUGAAGGGCUGGCCCAAUACUUUUGGCAAUAUAGUGUAUGGGAUCAUGGGGCGCCUGUGU
Messenger RNA from Staurois parvus, 385 nucleotides. The record is from the annotation of a GenBank genome assembly. Lineage: Eukaryota; Metazoa; Chordata; Amphibia; Anura; Ranidae.